GUUUAAUGUUUUGCAAGUAAUUUAACCAGCUAGCUAGCAAAAGCUAUCAGUAGAUAGCUAAUCAAUUUGACGAAACGAACAAAAGCAUUCAGGUAAUGUCGUCUUGUUUAUUGCUAGCUACUUUUCCUAUGACCAACUAUCAUUUACAGCUGACUUGUUAUACAAAGUUCAAGUUUGAUUAAAUCGACUAACUUACUAGCUAGCGCUGAACAGAAGCAACAUUGGCGAGUUAAUAGCUACCACAAUUGCUAGCUGGAUAUUUAGUUCAAAUCUACACCUAUAAUUGGUGAGUGAAAAUAAAAACGGAGGUGUAUGAGGUUGCUUGUGUUACUCGUAUAAUUAGGUAGUGAGUAUAGUUAGCUAACUAGCUACGUUGUCUUAGUUAACAAUAUCAAAUUAGUGUUUGCAGCUGUGUCAACUUGGCCACAAAAUCAUCUCUGACCACACAGAACAGUGCAGGGCUCUCAACCCUUUUCCUGGAGAGCUACCCUCCUAUAGAUUUGUAAUCCAACCCUAGUUUUAACUAACCUGAUUCAGUUGAUCAACCAGCUAAUUAUUAUCAGGUGCGCUAGAUUAGGAUUGGAGCGAAAACCUACGGUAACUCUCCAAGAACAGGGUUGGAGAGCCUUGCAUCAGUGUGGAUAGAGGAAUGGAGCCAAAUAACCUUGACUUAGGUAACGUUAGCUAGCUAGACAAAGCAGCCUUCCAGUUUCACAGAUUGGUCAGUGACAACUAACUAGUCUGAAUAUCUACGUAUCUGUAACGUUUCUGUAGAUUUUCGCUGGUAUAAUUGUAUAAAUGAAGAGUUUAUUUCUGAAAACGCUGUUAUAUCCACCAAUUUUCAAAAAAUGUUUUCACCCAAAUGGUUGCUUAUGGGUACCUUCGUGUGUGUGUGUAAAAUAUGAAUGUUUUCACAUUUUUUAUUCAUAGAUUUUAGAUGUGUAUUAAAAUGUUUUUUUUUUGCGAAACACUAUCCAUUGUUUAGGUGGGAGGGAAUGUUCGUAUACUGUAUUUGACUGUGAUAUGUGGUUGUCUCGGCUAGCUAUUUUAAGAUCAAAGUGGCUCUGGAUAAGAGCAUCUACUAAAUGACCACGUUUACAAACAUACAAAUAUCCCGUUUAUUCGGGAUAUUCAAGUAUUAUGUUUUUGAGUUGACGCAUAUAAUAAACGUCAUAUCACGUUUACAAAGCUUGUAUCCCGGUUAUGAAAACCCAGAUAAGAUGCCUGGGAUAUGUUGCUCUUAGACUGUAUACUGUGGCACGUAAACGUCUUGUUUUUCGCGGUCUGCGCAGGCUCAGUUUCGCAUAUAAUGGGUGUUGUGUGAUGACGUUUAUUUGAUUGUCAAACAAGUCACUUCAAAAAGUAGGCUACCUGCUCAGUUCGAUCCACCAUAAUACUUUAUUUAGGUUGUUAAACCGUAUUCGCUUUUUCUCAAGAGAUAAAUAAAUAAUAUUUCUACACCUGUACUGAGACAAAAUUAACAUUUGGUAUAUCGUUUUACUACAAGAAAUACAUAAUUCUGCAGGAGUUAAUAUUAUAUUACGCUACAUGUGAGAGGUUAUAGGCCUACAGUUGGUGUCCAGAUUUCAGUUACUAUUCAAUUUAACCCAUAUUAACUUAAAUUAGGAACAUUCUGUUUGUUCAUGGUUACAAGGAUAACUGUAAACAGGAUAUCAGAGGUGCAUGUGAACAGCUUAUCCUGAAUAGGACUAAGCAGGAUAUGAGCUACUACCUGGAAUACUGUGUGCGUGUAAACGUGGUCAAUGACUAAUGGCAAAUGUAAAUGUUUUACAUACAGAUCUCAAAUAAAGGUGAAAUAAAAUAACAUAAAUAUAUUAAUUAACUUUUUAUAGAUAUAUGUCAUAAAUGUAUCAUUUGUACAGUUCUUUAUAAAAAUGUAUACUGCACAAAAAUAUAAACUCAACCAUUUUGACAAUUUUACUGAGUUAGUUUAUAUAAGGAAAUCAUCAAUUGAAAUAAAUAAAUUAGGCCCUAAUCUAUGGAUUUCACAUGACUGGGCAGGGGGGCAGCCAUGGGAGGGCAUAUGCCCACCCACUGGGGAGCCAGGCCCAGCCAAUCAGAAUGAGUUUUCCCCCACAAAAGGGCUUUAUUACAGACACAAAUACUCCUCAGUUUCAUCAGCUGUCCGGGUGGCUGGUCUCAGAUGAUCCCGCAGGUGAAGAACCCAGAUGUGGAGGUCCUGGGCUGGCUUGGUUACACGUGGUCUGCGGUUUUGAGGCCGGUUGGACGUACUGCCAAAUUCUCUAAAACAACGUUGGAGGCAGCUUAUGGUAGAGAAAUGAACAUUCAAUUCUCUGGCAACAGCUCUGGUGGACAUUCCUGCAGUCAGCAUGCCAAUUGCACACUCCCUCAACUUGAGGCAUCUGUGGCAUUCUGUUGUGAAAAAACUGCACAUUUUGGUAGCCUUUUAUUGUCCCCAGCACAAGGCGCAGCUGUAUAAUGAUCAUGCUGUUUAAUCAGCUUCUUGAUAUGCCACACGUCAAGUGGAUGGAUUAUCUUGGCAAAGGAGAAAUGCUCACUAACAGGGAUGUAAACAAAUUUGUGCACAAAAUAUGAGAGAAAGCAUUUUGUGCAUAUGGACAAUUUCUGGGUUAUUUUAUUUCAGCUCAUGAAACAUGGGACCAACACUUUACAUGUUGCACGUUUAUUUUUGUUCAAUAUAGCUUUUUGUUAAAUUUGACUGUGUAAAACCUAGCAGUACUACUUAUUUCUCUGCGAGUGAGGCGGAUAUAUAGGGUUUUGUUAAAAAAAACAUGAUUUGUCUCUGAAAUGAAACCAUCAAGUGAUAGAUUUAAAACAUACAUGUCUGUCAUUGAACAUGCCAUGAUUAGAUAUGAAAGACAAUGGUGUGUUUUUUCACUAAGUUAAAAAAAAAAAAACAAUAAGCUAAUUUACCAACAUUCCUGAAAAUGGAUAUAGCGUUUUGGAAUGAAACUUUUCAAAUACUAAAUCUGAGUUUGACUAUUUAGGCAUAUCUUAGCCAAAUGGAUCCUCCUCAUCAAUCCAAGGGAGGCAACAGACCUCGGGAUGGCAAACGUGGACCAAGCCAGUCCACUAUCCCUCAUCAGAAAGAUGCCUACGCCAGACUCCUCAGCCAGCAUCACAGCAGCAAGUUCAGAUCCUACCUGGACCAGUAUGUCCAACAACAGGGGGAAGAGAGGGGGCCAAGCGAACAGAGGCAGGGAUUAGCACACAGCGAAAAACAAGACAUACCGCAGAGAAAAAGGGACCAGGCAUUUAUCGAGUGCUCUGACUCGAGUGACUUCUCGCCUUCGCCUAUGAAAGGUAAGGGAGGAGAAGAGAGCUCUCUGUCCUUGUACAUGGACAAACUGAACAGUCGGGGAGCUCUGCAGGAGCCGGAGAGGAGGCAGGGGGUUUCCGACAAGCAGCAACGCAGGGAGAGGAGGGACACCAACACCAGUCAGGAUGGAGAUGUGGAGUCCGGUGAGGAGUUUGCCUUCCUCAAACAGAGGGACUCCCAGCAGCAACAACAGAUAAGAAACAAAGACCAUGCUUACAAAGUGCCCACAGGUAACCAAGCGAACAAGGACAUGAGUUACGGGGCAUCGCCCCCGAAAGCCUUCUCAACUGGCCCAGCUCAGGCGCAAGAGAAGAAGAAGUCCAAGAAGAAGAAUGUGCCAAAGACCAACGCAGAUAACAAGAGAGACGUGCCCCUGCAUCCUGACUUCGAUGCAGACAUGUCUAAGUCCCCCCUUAACAAAUCCAAAAACAUGCAACCACAAGGUAAAAAAUGAUAUUGACUAAGUGAAUGUACUUAUUGAAUUACCUUGACCUCAAAGUUGUCAUAUACGAUGAAGCUUUUGCGAACAGUUGUAUUUGCUGUUGAAGAUGUAGGUGUUGGAUUGAAAUCGGACUUCUAUUUUCAUCCUCAGGUGCCACUACGCCUUCUGACAAGGGUAAGAAGACUAGAGGAAGCCAAGGAGGAUCAAAGAAGCAAGUGUUUGAAGCAUACAUGACCGCAGAGGACGUUUCCCACGGCCUAAAGAGAGGAGAGCUCAUUCAGGUGAAACUAGACGUUCUAGACCUUCAUAAAAAAAUAUGAUUAGUGUGAAUUAUUGUAUCAAACCAUUAAAACCAAGUAACCACACUAAUUAUAUGGUUACUUGUUUACCAAAGAUCAGAAAAUGCUGACCAAGGGCUUUAUCUGUCAAAGAUUAUCUAACACGAUGGCGUGACAAGUUAAGCAUAGUAAUAGAAACAUUUCCAUAUUCUUCUUUUCAGGGAUCCAUAAGAAUCAACCCCAAAAAGUACCACGAGGCUUUCAUUGCAGCACCGGUGAGUGUGUGUUAAUAGAAAUAUACAGUAGCUUAUAUGUGUUGGCAGUAAUAUUUGUCUAAUGGCACUGUGCAUCUCUGCAGGAUGGCAAGCGGGAUAUCUUCCUGGAUGGAACCGCAGCCCGAAACAGGGCCCUGAAUGGGGAUGUGGUAGUGGUGCAGGUUCUCCCUCAGGAGCAGUGGAAGGUGAGCUCUAUGGAGGAAGAUGCAGCCUCAGCAUAAAUACACUGUGUACACAACAUUAAGAACACCUUCCUAAUACUGAGUUGCAUCCCCCCUUUGCCCUCAGAGCAGCCUCAAUUCGUUGGGGCAUGGACUCUACAAGGUGUCUGAAGCGUUCCACAGGGAUGCUGGCCCAUGUCGACUCCAAUGCUUCCCACAGUUGUCAGUUUGGCUGGAUGUCCUUUGGGUGGUGGACCGUUGUUGAUACAUACGGGAAACUGUUGAGCGUGAAAAACCCAGCAGCGUUGCAGUUCUUGACACACACCGGUGCGCCUGGCACCUACUACCAUACCCCGUUCAAAGGCAUUUAAAUAUUUUGUCGUUCCCAUUCACCAUUAUGAAUGGCACACAUAGACAAUCCAUGUCUCAAUUGUCUCUAGGCUUAAAAGUCCUUUAAUCUGUCUCCUCUUCUUCAUCUACGUUGGUUGAAGUGGAUUUAACAAGUCACAUCAAUAAGGGAUGAUAGCUUUCACCUGGUCCGUAUAUGUCAUGGAAAGAGCAGGUGUUUUGUAUAUCAUAUACACUGCUAUGUUUCCCCUACAUUCAAGAACAUUCAAGUAGCUUUAGGUGGGUUACGGCCAACUGUCAAUGGUUAUUAUGACCAAUGAUGUCUGGUUAUGGCACUUACGUUUGUGAACCACUCAUUUAUAUCCACUGAAGCAAUAACUUGUCGUGCUCUUCAUAAUAUACACCAUUUACCCGCUGUUAGGUUCUAAUUUCUGGUACAAUAAUCCAGAUGGACUCUGAGAAACUCACACUGGAUGUUGCACUGGCAAAAAACACAUCACACAAGCAUAUAUAUAUAUAUAUAUAUAUAUAUAUAUAUAUACUACCGGUCAAAAGUUUUAGAACACCUACUCAUUCAAGGGUUUUUCUUUAUUUUAGCUAUUUUCUACAUUGUGGAAUAAUAGUGAAAACAUCAAAACUAUGAAAUAACACAUAUGGAAUCAUGUAGUAACCAAAAAUGUGUUAAACAAAUCAAAAUAUAUUUGAGCUUCUUCAAAUAGCCACCCUUUGCCUUGAUGACAGCUUUGCACACUCUUGGCAUUCUCUCAACCAGCUUCACCUGGAAUGCUUUUCCAACAGUUUUGAAGGAGUUCUCACUUGAAGGAGUUUCCUUCACUCUGCGGUCCGACUCAUCCAAAACCAUCUCUAUUUUGUUUGGAGAUUGUGGAGGCCAGGUCAUCUGAUUCAGCACUCCAUCACUCUCCUUCUUGGUAAAAUAGCCCUUACACAGCCUGGAGGUGUGUUGGGCCAUUGUCCUGUUGAAAAACAAAUGAUAGUCCCACUAAUCCCAAACCAGAUGGGAUGGCGUAUCGCUGCAGAAUGCUGUGGUAGCCAUGCUGGUUAAGUGUGCCUUGAAUUCUAAAUAAAUCACACAGUGUCACCAGCAAAGCACACCCACACCGUAACACCUCCUCCUCCAUGCUUUACAGUGGGAAAUACACAUGCAGAGAUCAUCCUUUCACCCACAACGCGUCUCACAAAGACACAGCGGUUGGAACCAAAUAUCUCCAAUUUGGACUCCAGACCAAAGGACACAUUUCCACUGGUCAAAUGUCCAUUGCUUGUGUUUCUUUGCCCAAGCAGGUCUCUUCUUAUUAUUGGUGUCCUUUUAGUAGUGGUUUCUUUGCAGCAAUUCGACCAUGAAGGCCUGAUUCACACAGUCUCCUCUGAACAGUUGAUGUUGAGAUGUGUCUGUUACUUGAACUCUGUGAAGCAUUUAUUUGGGCUGCAAUUUCUGAGGCUGGUAACUCUAAUGAACUUAUCCUCUGCAGCAGAGGUAACUCCUGGUAUUCCAGCUUAUUUGAGCUGUUCUUGCCAUAAUAUGGACUUUACCAAAUAGGGCUAUCUUCUGUAUACCCCCCCUACCUUGUCACAACACAACUGAUUGGCUCAAACGCAUUAAGAAGGAAAGAAAUUCCACAAAUUAACUUUUAAGAAUGCACACCUGUUCAUUGAAAUGCAUUCCAGGUGACUACCUCAUGAAGCUGGUUGAGAGAAUGCCAAGAGUGUGCAAAGCUGUCAUCAAGGCAAAGGGUGGCUGUUUGAAGAAUCUCAAAUAUAAAAUAUAUUUGGAUUUGUUUAACACUUUUGUGGUUACUACAUGAUUCCAUAUGUGUUAUUUCAUAGUUUUGAUGUCUUCACUAUUAUUCUACAAUGCAGAAAAUAGUAAAAAAUAAAGAAAAAUUCUUGAAUGAGUAGGUGUUCUAAAACUUUUGACCGGUAGUGUAUUUAUAUCUUCUGACUACGCCCCUCUUCCAGGCCCCCUUUGUACUUUCCUUCUGCCCAAAUACAAUGCACGUAGAUUAUUCCAUCUAACCCGUAUCCCGAUUUACUACUGCUAGGUUAAUUAUAUAGUUACAAACAGACUAAAACUGGCUCAAGUCAGAUCGUCUCCAACACUGCUGGUGCACAGUAGCUAUCCUAAAAUCAGAACUAAGUGGUUGUGUAUGUACAGGUUGUGAAGUCAGACAGCGAAGGCGUGAGCGAACCAGAUACCCAGUCUGGGAAGAGCCAGACACCAGGGAAGAAGACCAAACGCCCCCCCAGUCCUGAUGUCAUUGUGGAAGCCGAGGCCGAAGCUGAGGAACAACUGGCCAAGAGGGUGGAGAACAUCAGCCUCAGCGCCACAGGUACAGGGUUUCCCCCUCAACAGGUUUAAUGAAACCACACAGCUUUAUGGCAAAAGUUCUCAAACUUUGUAGAGCAUAUCCAUUUGACAAAAAUAGGAAAUCUACACAGAUUGAUAACAUUUAUAUUUUGGGUUUCCAGCAUUUAAAAUUUUUUUCCCCAAAUUAAUUUUCCUGUUCUCCCUCUACAGAAGAUGGAAUUAAAAAAGAGAUACUCCAAAGGACUGCUAAGGUAAGCAGUUUAUUUUAAAAAUGGAUCAUUAUGGCUGCUGUGCGAUUGCAUGAGGAAAGACAUACUUCUAGUCACAAACAUUGAAAAAGAAAACCUACUGAUUUCCAACAAACAUCUCGCUCUAUAGAAAUAAUUGCCUUGAGACCUAUCCUUCUGUCAAACGCUUCUCGGUUUUGUUUUUUUCAACAGUCAAAAUCGGUGUCCUUGUGUCCUCUUCAUCUGCACCUUCUUUCUCCUAGGUGGUGUACGUAGUUGAGCAGAAGCACUCGCGGGCUGCCACAGGCUUCCUCAAGUUCCUCCCGGACAAGCCCUUUGCCAUGUUCUCUCCUGUCGACCACCGUGUGCCGCGGGUAAACGUUCCCCUGUCUGAUUGCCCCCACGACUUUUGUUCCCGCCCGGGAGACUACGCCAAGAUCCUGUUCAUCGUCCGCAUCACCAGCUGGCCAGACGACAGCAACUUUGCCGAGGGGUAUGUAAUGAGUCACUGCCUCACUGUAGGGAAUUUUCAGUAUCCCUACCCUGUAGCAUUGUGUCUCGUUCAUUAUACUUCCCCUCACUCAUAAGUGUUUGAUUUCAUGACUUGUAAGAAUUCUAAUACAAAUAAUUAUAGAGGCUUACGCUGUGGCCAGUUUAUUAGGUACACCUAUCUAGUACCGGGUCGGACCCCCCUUUGCCUCCAGACCAGCCUGAAUUCUUCAGGCAUGGAAACGUUGCUCAGUUGGUAUCAAGGGACCUAACGAAUGCCAGAAAAACAUUCCCCACACCAUUACACCACCGCCACCAGCCUGUACCGUUGACACCAGGCAGGAUGGGGCCAUGGACUCAUGCUGCUUAGGCCAAAUCUUGGUUCUGCCAGCAGCAAUGGUGCAACACUAAUACAAAUGAUAUUUUUUAACAAAUGCCCUUUCUCCAGUGUUGGAUAGCGCUCGCUAUGAGUCAUUCAUGAUUUGAAAUGCAAUCAAGCAUUUGUGUUUUUAAAAUGAAAUAACAAAGGGAGCCUUGAAUAAUUGGCCUAAACUAUAAAUAAACCGUUCCAUGUCGGCAAUUGCAGUCACGAUUGCAUUCGACUGUUUUUAGUCUUUGCUGUAAUAAAGGCUUUACAAAAAAGGUACGCUUAUAAUGUAUUUAGUGGUUACACUGUUCCAAAAGGAAGAAUUAUAUUGUAUUCUCACAACGCCUGUUUGUCCAUUAUGCAUGCAGCUCUUGCUCCUUAACUUAUUUUUCUUGAUCUCCAGUAGUUUCCACAACUAGUCAACAACUAGUCAAAUUUCUUCCCCACGUCUGACUUCCCCUGAGCAACCAUUUUGCUGUCACGUGUUCAGAGUUUAUAACCAAUUUAUUGAUUAUGAUAGGCUAUAUGUCAGACACCAGUGGUCACGUGCAUGCGAUGCUGACAUGUAAUGUAACGAGAGCAAGGGUUGAGAGAGCGGGGAAUGUUUUUCCUUAACAAAUGAAGGAUUUCGGUAAAAUAACUUUUCUGUCUGAAAUGGCUAAUUAUGUUGCAGCUUCAGCAACACGGACAGCGCGAUAAACACUGUUCUGUGGUGGUCGCUGCAGCAAGGAGGAGAGCGAGACAACGGGUGCUCGCCUCUGCUGGCUAGUCACACAGGCACUCGCUGUCAUUUUUUGAAGAACACCGCAGCAAGUCUGAGCCCGGCCCAAUGAAAUCAAUUGCGGUUGGACUCCCUCUAGAGUAAUUCGUGUGUCCUAAUUAUUUCAUCCAACAGUGCGCUUAAAGUUUUUUGAGAUACUGGAACCGGCGCGCCUGGCACCGACGAUCCUACCACGCUCAGUCUCUUAGGUCACUCGUUUCGCCCAUUCUAACUUUCAAUCGAACAGUAACUGAAUGCCUCUGCCUGCGUGGUGGUGUACCUGGCCACUGAGCGUUGUCAGUGCUUGUCUGUGAAUUCAAGUAGGCUUCUAGAGGAUCAGAUCUACGAAGCUCAGUUUUUGUGUGCAAAAAGCAAAGUGUAAAUCUCCGGUGAGCAAAGUGCAAAUCUUGUGUGUGCAAAGAAAUUGCAAAUUAAAAAGUUGUCAUAUAUGUAAUACACGUCAUAAUAAAGCUACAUUGAAGCACACAUCUUGCCCAUAUGUAUUGGAUGCUGACAGUCCUCCUUAUGUCUUCCCCCUCAGUCGACUUGCUAAGACUCUGGGCCAGGCUGGGGAGAUUGAACCGGAGACCGAGGGCAUCUUGAUAGAGUACGACGUGGACUUCUCUGAGUUCUCUGACGAGGUGCUGGGCUGCCUGCCCCGGAAGCUGCCCUGGACCAUCCCCCCCGAGGAGCUCGGCAACAGGAGAGACCUGCGGUGAGUAGAGGACGUUCACAAAUACGGCAUCCAUAUCAGGAAAUUGUCUGUUCUCAGACAAAACUCCCUCAGUUGUCAUGGAUGCCGUACACAAAGGCUCUCGUAUGCCCAAUUACGAUGGAGCCACUCAAUGUACAUAUGUAUUGCGCCAUUGUCUUUGCCUUUUAUAAGUACUAAUUUGACACAACUGAACAGGUGAAGACAACACUCAAAUGCAGAGUUAUUGUUUUCUAUUCAGGAAUGAAUGCAUAUUCACAAUUGACCCAGCUACCGCCAGAGACCUGGACGAUGCCUUGUCUUGCAAACCACUGCCUGACGGUAAGCCAUUUUGUGGUCCUUUGGAAAUAAAGGAUAGGGGAGGCAAUUUUGUUUUGAAUUUAUUCAUGUUUUUAUUUACUUGUGGAAAUCAAUGACAAUGUUCUCCUGUAAUGGUCUCUUUCUCAGGCAACUUUGAGCUGGGUGUUCACAUUGCUGAUGUGAGUUAUUUUGUGGAAGAAGGCAAUGCACUGGACUUCAUCGCCAGUCGGAGAGCCACCAGUGUCUACAUGGUUCAAAAGGUCUUCAUUUGUUAUUACUGAUAAAGUAAUGUAUUAGUCAAUUGAUAAUGAAUUAAUGUAUUAUUGGAUCAAGUAAGUUCUGACUAUUAGUUACAUUACUAGCUGAGCAUACAGUACGUUAACUGUGGAUGUUGUCCUGUGCCAUUCCCAGGUGAUCCCGAUGUUGCCCCGUCUGCUGUGUGAGGAGCUGUGCAGUCUAAACCCCCUGACCGACAGACUCACCUUCUCUGUCAUCUGGAAGAUCACCCCUGAGGGCAAGGUACAACCCCUUCAUACUAAGUAGGCUGGUGUGGCCAUAGAAACAGAACGCUGUGGCACUGUUUCCAUCAGAUGGAUGCAUUGUAUAAAAUAAUAUGAAAAUUCUAUUGCAUGUAUAUGCAGAUGUGUGCCACAUAAUCCCCACACUCCAUCUCUACCCCUCUAGAUCCUGAGUGAGUGGUUUGGUCGCUCGGUGAUCCGCUCGUGCGUCAAGCUGAGCUACGACCACGCCCAGAGCAUGAUCGAGGCCCCCGACAAGCUGUUCCAGACAGACGAGCUGCCCCCCUGUGCCCCAGAGCACCCCGUGGACGAGAUCCACCAGGCCGUGCUCAACCUGCACUCCAUCGCCAAGCGUCUCCGUGCACAGCGCUUCCAGGGCGGCGCCCUCCGACUUGACCAGGUCAGAAGUCACUGCAUAGUUUAGGACAGCUGUGUCAUGCUAUUUGGAGGAAAUGCCAUUUGUGCUGUAGUCACAAGGUCUCAGAAUAGGAGUGCUGAAUUUGGAUCAGUUUAGCCUUUUAGAUCACAGUGAAUGAACAGAGGGGACCUGAUCCUAGAUCUGCACUGCUACCCUGAGACACUUUUUGAAUACGGGUCCUAAAGAUUUAGAAUACAUUUACGUUAAGUGUAUUUUUGUUACCAUGUGGAGUGAGUAGUGAGGAUUGUAGUGAAAGGACUGUGAGAAAUCUCAGAAUGAUGACUGUGAUCUCCCCUGUCUUGUUUUGCAGUUGAAGCUGUCUUUCACUCUAGACAGAGAGACCAGCAUGCCCCAAGGCUGCUAUGUCUACCAGUACAGGGACAGCAACAAGUAAGUCAACCCCACACAAUACACAUACACUGAGUAUACAAAACAUGACAGACUGACCAGGUGAAUCCAGGUGAAAGCUAUGAUCCCUUAUUGAUGUCACUUGUUAAAUCCAUUUAAAUCAGUGUAAAUGAAGGGGAGGAGACAGGGUAAAGAAUGAUUUUUAAGCCUUGAGACAAUUGAGACAUGGAUUGUGUAUGUGUGACAUUUGGAGGGUGAAUGGGCAAGACAAAAUAUUUAAGUGCCUUUGAACUGGGUAUGGUAGUAGGUGCCAAGAACUGCAACGCUGCUGGGUUUUUCACGCCCAACAGUUUCCAGUGUGUAUCAAGAAUGGUCCACCACCCAAAGGACAUCCAGCCAACUGGACACAACUGUGGGAAGCAUUGGAGUCAACAUGGGCCAGCAUCCCUGUGGAACGCUUUCGACACCUUGUAGAGUCCAUGCCCUGACGUAUUGAGGCUGUUCUGAGGGCAAAAGGGUGUGCAACUCAAUAUUAGGACGGUGUUCCUAAUGUUUUGUACACUCAGUGUAUAUACACACAUUAUACCCAAAGAGUCAGUUCCCUAAGCAAGCUAACAGUGACUGUGCUCUCAGAUGGAGAUGCUCUCAGAUUCUAUAGAAUGUCUUGUCAAGUUGUCUAUGCCUUUCUUUUCCUCUCCUUCCUCUCCCAGGUUGGUGGAGGAGUUCAUGUUGCUCGCCAACAUGGCCACGGCCCACCAGAUCUACCGCUCCUUCCCCCAGAAGGCCCUGCUGCGACGCCAUCCCCCGCCCCAGACCAAGAUGGUGGACGACCUGCAGGAGUUCUGCGACCAGAUGGGAAUUAAUAUCGACUUCUCCUCGGCCGGGACGCUCCAUGUGGGUACAGUGGCUUGCGGAAGUAUUCACCCCCCCUUGGCAUUUUCCUAUUUUGUUAUCUUACAACCUGGAAUUAAAAUUGAUUUUUUUGGUGGUUGGUAUCAUUUGAUUUACACAACAUACCUACCACUUUGAAAAAGCAAAAUAUGUUCUAUUGUGAAACAAACAAGAAAUAAGACAAAAACAGAACACUUGAGCGUGCAUAACUAGUCAAUACUUUGUACAGCCACCUUUUGCAGCAAUUACAGCUGCAAGUCGGAUGGGUUCCGCUGGUGUACAGCAAUCUUUAAGUCAUACCACAGAUUCUCAAUCGGAUUGAGGCCUGGGCUUUGACUAGGCCAUUCCAAGACAUUUAAAUGUUUCCCCUAAAACCACUCAAGUGUUGCUUUAGCAGUAUGCUUAGGGCCAUUGUCCUGCUGGAAGGUGAAUUUCUGUCCCAGUCUCAAAUCUCUGGAAGACUGAAACCGGUUUCCUUCAAGAAUUUCCCUGUAUUUCGCGCCAUCCAUCAUUCCUUCAAUUCUGACCAGUUUCCCAGUCCCUGCCGAUGAAAAACAUACCCACAGCAUGAUGCUGCCACCACCAUGCUUCACUUUGUUGAAGCACCUUUGGCAGUGAUUACAGCCUCAAGUCUUCUUGGGUAUGGCACUACAAGCUUGGCACAUCUGUAUUUGGGGAGUUUCUCCCAUUCUUCUCUGCAGAUCAUCUCAAGCUCUGUCAGGUUGGAUGGGGAGCGUCGCUGCACAGCUUUUUUCAGGUCUCUCAGAGAUAUUUGAUCGGGUUCAAGUCCGGGCUCUGGUUGGGCCACUCAAGGACAUUCAGAGGCUUGUCCCGAAGUCACUCCUGCGCUGUCUUGGCUGUGUGCUUAGGGUCGUUGACCUGUUAGAAUGUGAACCUUCGCCCCAGUCUGAGGUCCUGAGUGCUCUGGAGCAUGUUUUCAUCAAGUAUCUCUCUGUACUUUGCUCCGUUCAUCUUUCCCUCGAUCCUGACUAGUCUCCCAGUCCCUGCCGCUGGAAAAACAUCCCCACAGCAUGAUGCUGCCACCACAAUGCUUCACCGUAUGGAUGGUGCCAGGUUGCCUCCAGACGUGAUGCUUGGCAUUCAGGCCAAAGAGUUCAAUCUUGGUUUCAUCAGACCAGAGAAUCUUGUUUUUCAUGGUCUGAGAGUCCUUUUAGGUGCCUUUUGGCAAACUCCAAGCAAGCUGUCAUGUGCCUUUUACUGAGGAGUGGCUUCCGUCUGGCCACUCUACCAUAAAGGCCUGAUUGUUGGAGUGCUGCAGAGAUGGUUGUACUUCUGGAAGUUUCUCCCAUCUCAACAGAGGAACUCUGGAGCUCUGUCAGUGACCAUCGGGUUCUUGGUCACCUCCCUGACCAAGGCCCUUCUCCCCCGAUUGCUCAGUUUGGCCGGGCGGCCAGUUCUAGGAAGAGUCUUGGUGGUUCCAAACUUCUUCCAUUUAAGAAUGAUGGAGGCCGCUGUGUUCUUGGGGACCUUCAAUGCUGCAGAAAUGUUUUAGUACCCUUCUCCAGAUCUGUGUCUCUACACAAUCCUGUCUCUGAGCCCUACAGACAAUUCCUUCGACCUCAUGGCUUGGUUUUUGCUCUGACAUGCACUGUGAACGGUGGGACCUUAAAUAGGCAGGUGUGUGCCUUUCCAAAUAAUGUCCAAUCAAUUGAAUUUACCACAGGUGGACUCCAAUCAAGUUGUAGAAACCUCUCAAGGAUGAUCAGUGGAAACAGAAUGCAUCUGAGCUCAAUUUCGAGUCUCAUAGCAAAGGGUCUGAAUGCAUAUUUCUAAGGUUUUUCUGUUUUUUAUUUUUAUAUGUGCAUAAAUGUCUACACCUGUUUUUGCUUUGUCAUUAUGGGGUAUGUUAUGUAGAUUUGAAAAGGAAAUGUUUUUAUUUAAUACAUUUUAGAAUAAGACUAACGUAACAGUGUAAAAAGUCAAGGGGUCUGAAUACUUUCCGAAUGCACUGUAUAUUAAUACACAUUUACACAACACAAUGUACACACUCAUUCUCUGAAGCACAUAAAAUCAACCUGAAUGUAUUCUACCCCUCCCCCCAAUAGAGAAGUCUGAAUGAGACUCUUGGUGAUGACGAGUACACCAGCGCCAGGAAAGAGGUCCUCACCCACAUGUGCUCCAGACCCAUGCAGGUUAGUGUGUACCACUACCAUCGUCUCUCUAUACUACUGCUUUAGCUGUCCACUCGCUUGUAUCUCUUUCCUGUUUCCCUCCAUUGGCUCCCUGUAUUGGUUGUAUCAGUCUACCACUGUAGUCUAUUGGGGCUCUAACUCUAUGUAUGUCUGGUUUGUCCCCCUAUGUUUUCCUCUUGGGCUGCCCCCAGCUAGCCAAAUAACAUAUCCAAAAUUUAUUUUUCAAAUUUUAAAAGCUGUAUUUGUAUUAUACUUGUUAAUGUCAAUGGGGUCUUCUUGUAGGCUGCCUUCUACUCUCUCUCUAACCUAUUUUGCUUUUGAGCCAAAUUCAGAAAUGUCACUCUCAGUGACCAAUGAUAUAUGAAUGCUUCCCUCCCCAGAUGGCUAUGUACUUCUGUACGGGGGUGUUGAAGGAGGAACCCCUGUUCCGCCACUACGCCCUCAACGUACCCUUUUACACCCAUUUCACCUCGCCCAUACGGCGCUACGCUGAUGUCAUCGUCCACAGGCUGCUGGCCGCCUCUCUGGGUGGGUGGCGACACUGGUCUGUGUGUGUGUGUGUGUGUGUGUGUUUACCCCAUAGAGGACAAUGUCUUUGUUGUGUUACGAGGGGUGGACCGAGGGCAGGCAGUGUCUCAGCUGUGUUGUAGCACCCAGAGAAGAUUGGCUCUGUGGUGGAAUAGCAAUGUGGUAAAAGACAAAAGCGUCCCUUAGAUUCCAAAACACCCUGAAUCUGAGCUGAUGUUUUUUUGUCCCGGUGUCUGUCUGAGAUUCACUGCCUUUUGGUGGUGUUGUGCUGCCCUCUCUGUAAGAGAACAGUAGAUCAAGUGUACUCCAGUGUGUGUGUGUUGUGUGCCUGUCUUUACAAUAGUUCUCCGCCUCUUUGUGACAUUUCUGGUGUGUAUAGGCUGUGGUCCUCACCUGGAGCUGAAAGGGGAGGAGGUGCAGAAGCAGGCGUCCCACUGCAACGACAGGAAGACUGCCUCCAAGAGAGUCCAGGAGCUCAGCUCAGAGCUGUUCUUCAGUGUGUUCGUCAAGGUACACCCAACAUACUGUGUAAUGUUCCCACUAGAGCAGGGGUGUUGUCUGACCCUACCAGGUCUGGAGCCUGCUGCUUUUCUCUUCUACCUGAUAAUUAAUUGCAUCCACCUGGUGUCUCAUGUCUAAAUCAGUCCCUGAUUAGAGGGGAAGAAUGAAAAAUCCAGUGGAACUGGCUUUGAGGUCCAGAGUUGAGUUUGAGGGCCCUAGAAUAUACCAGAUGUGGUUUGAAAUAGUAUUUGUUUAAUUUCAAAUACUAUGAGCAUUUAAUUGAGCCUGCUUAGUCUUAGAUGGGUGGUGUACUUUUGGGACUGGUCUAUUGGUUAUAUUGCACCAGGCAACCUUAAUCAAGUGCAUGUAAACAAUUUGAAAGAAAACAAAUACUAUUUGGACCCAGGGCUGUUACACACUCAGAUCUCCAGUUAGGAUUCAGCCCCUGGUGUUGCAUUCAGCGCAGCCCCAGCGGUGGCACUGUGCAGAAUCUUAUUUGCCCCCCCCCCCCCCCGCAGGAGAGUGGUCCCCUGGACUCUGAGGCCAUGGUGAUGGGAAUUCUGGACCAGGCCUUCGACGUCCUUGUGCUGCGCUACGGGGUGCAGAAACGCAUCUACUGCAAAGUGAGUACCACUCAAACCAUUGCAGUAUUCAUUUUGCGUGACAAUACCAGAUUAUCUGAUUGAGAUUUGUUAUCUUAUGUCCUGCUUGGGUCCAUAUAGUGCCGAACACGACAGGUGCUCUUUGGCAGUGGUUCUCAAACCUCUCCUCGGGGACCCCCAGCCGUUCCAUGUAUUUGAAUUAUUCCAGAGCUAGCACACCUGAUUCAACUCGUCAACUAAUCAUCAAACCCUUGAUAAGUGAGUCAGGUGAGCUAGUUCAGGGCUACAACAAAAUUAUGAAAUGUCUGCGAGUCCCCUAGGAGAGGUUUGAGAACCACUGCAUUAGGGUACACCGUAGUGCAACAUUUCCAAAAGUUUUUAAUUUUUAUUGGACAAGUUCAGAAAUAACCUCCAUUUCAGGCCUUUUCUGAUAGUUGUCUUCAAUUUUGUGCUGUGUGAACACGACCCAGGUUACCAUCCAUAAUCAAUCAAUCAAUCAAAUUGUAUUUAUAAAGCCCUUUUUACUUCAGCAGAUGUCACUAAGUGCUAUACAGAAACCCAGCCUAAAACCCCAAACAGCAAGCAAUGCAGAUGUAGAAGCAGGGUGGCUAGGAAAUCUCCCUAGAAAGGCAGAAACCUAGAGAUGAACCAGGCUCAUAAGUGACUCAUCUUUCCAUUAGAUACCACGUCAAGCUUUAUGGUCCUAUCUAUAGUCUUUAUCCUGUACUAUGAUAUACAUGAGAGAGAGAAGACGGACGAAUGUUAGGUAAACAUUGUUUUGUCAGCAUUUCAUAACUUUACACCCCAAGACCUUGACUGAAACGGCUUGAUAGCAUCUAAUUAUCAACUAUUGCACUACAAAAAAACGAAGCUUUAGUCUAAUUUUAAUUACACUUAUGGAUACUAAGUUGAAUGAAAUCAGGUUCAUAUUCAAUAGGCACCAAACGGUAGAAAAUUGACUGAAACGGAGAGGGACUACCUGGCCUAAUUUAAGUUUUCUGUUGCAAAAUAUUUACGUUUUCUGUUACGUUCCCUGAUGAACACAACCCAGAUAUAUAUGAUCAGAAAGAGUAAAUGAUUCUCCUGUUUUGGAUGAACAGAAUGAAUGCAGAGGUGUGUAGUUGGAUAUGUGUUAAGUUGUGUUGUCAUGUUCUUCAGGGUCUACAGGGCCUGGAGACGUUCCACUUCCACAAGGUGGGGAAAAAGGGGGAGUUGACUCUGGUGUGGGCCGCAGAGGAACCCGGGAAGCCUAGCGUACGGCAGGUAAGAACUAGGGAUGGUGACAAAUGACUUUUUUUAAAUCGGUUUUCCGAUUUUGAAUUUCAUAAAAAUCCAAGUCAAAUCCUAUUGCGUGGUAUGACCGAUAAGGGGCGAUGAAGUUCUACCGCAGUCAUACAGUAGUCUUAGGCAUCUGCAAUCUGCUUUGUGGCUGACUGAAAGGGCAGGUGACAUUUUGUCCCGAAGACAACAGUUAAUUCAUGUUAACUCUAGUGUUCCUUCCAUUCGUUAUGUGCAUUAGUGACUCACAACAAAAAAGAAACCUAGCCAAGUGAUCACAGGUCUUCUCCCUACAUUAUCUUUUCCCUCCAUUACGUCUCACUAAAUUUCGAUCCGACCGCUCCCUCUAUACACACGUGCUGCGCACCCAAGCUCCCAUUAGGCCUACGGAAAUUACUGCCUAUAAAAAGGGAUCUAAAUUAUGGGAUACACAAGCAAAACUGUAGACGAGCUACAUUCCAACUAUUGUUUCCAGAGGCCCCAACAGGAUUGAUUUAGCAUGUUUCCUAAGAUAACCGUUCACUCUCCAUACAAAUCUAAGAGCUCAGCUGAAGUUUUGGUUGGAUUGUUUUGAAGGCGCUAGACCGCUAGUACAUGAGAAUGUUAUUAUUUAGUGUCCUCUGUCACUAACAAAGGGUUGUCCUGUUCCGGUCUGUCCUUUAGGAGAUCUCCAUCUUUAGUCUGGUGGACGUGCAGCUGAGGGCAGACGGAGCGCCUAUGAAAUACAGCGCUGUCAUCAAGAGGCCCAAUGAGACGGCGUAAUGAAUACUCUCAUGUGCCCCCAAUAACACACACACACACACACA
Messenger RNA from Coregonus sp. 'balchen', 18050 nucleotides. The record is from the annotation of a GenBank genome assembly. NCBI's taxonomy places the organism in Eukaryota, Metazoa, Chordata, Actinopteri, Salmoniformes, Salmonidae.